AUGUAAAAUAAGGUGACUUUUAAGAUAGUAAAUACCUCUGAUCCAAAUUUGGCAUUCAGGACAGUAUCGUAAAUAAAUAUUAAAUAAUAAAAAUAGAGUCCCAUAAGAAGCUCCAUUUAGUGCUGUUGUAAAAUAUGUAGCAGAAGAAGUAAAUGAAUAUUAUAAUAAAGAAUAGUUUAAAGUGAAUCCAGCUACAAGUGCUAUAAUAACAAAUGCAGGUACAGGAGUGUCACUUUAAUAAACAUCUGGAAAUGUGUUUUUAAAACAUGGUUCAGAAUUGAAGAUCAUACCAAGAGAUCGUGUAGGUUAUUGUUGAUAUAUA
Molecule: messenger RNA, 322 nt
Organism: Paramecium sonneborni
Lineage: Eukaryota; Ciliophora; Oligohymenophorea; Peniculida; Parameciidae
Source: the annotation of a GenBank genome assembly